AUGGCGCCUCCAAAGUUGAUCUGGGCCAUGUCGUUGCUCGCGACAGUACACGUGGGUGAGGUUUGGGGCAAGAUCAAUGUUGGGCCAAAUUUCAAGUAUCCUAUCGAAGACCUCGACUACGACCUCCCCUUCUCCAACAUAGUUACCUUCGCACAUCUCCCCUGGGAACGAUGUUUCAACCGCAAGCACGACAGUGCUUUUGACAUCGCCGUUGUCGGCUUCCCCUUCGAUACAACUGUCAGCGUCAAGCCGGGAGCAAGAUACGGACCUCGAGGUAUCCGAUCAGGAAGUACAAAAGAGAAGCCUGGUCGGACAUACAACGUCAACUAUGGGCUUGAUUGGCAUCAGAAUUGGGCGAGGAUAAUUGAUUGUGGUGAUGUGCCUGUCACACCGUAUGACAAUGCGCACGCAUACAAACAAAUGGAACAAGGUUACCGCAUGCUGCUACACAAGCCCGUUACUCAGACCGCUUCCAGCCCACCAUCUCUCGACAAAGUCACGCACCCGCGCCUUAUCUCCAUGGGCGGCGACCACUCCAUCAUGCUCCCAAUCCUCCGCUCCCUCAAAUCCGUCUACGGCCCAAUCUCGGUCAUCCAUUUCGACUCCCACCUCGAUUCCCUCAACCCGACAAAGGGCUACAGCGAAGGAUGCAUUGCCAACAGCUCCGUGCACGGCGGCCUGCGCACCAAACUCUUCUCACCCAACGACUACGCCAACGAUGCCGAGGUAGGGUUCUCGCUGAUUCACGCGCGCGACAUCGACGAUAUCGGCAUCCGGGGCAUCAUUGACAAGAUUCGCGCGGCGGUGGGGGAGUCGAUGGCGUAUAUCUCCGUGGACAUCGAUGUUUUGGAUCCGAGUGCGGCACCGGCUACGGGGGCGCCUGAGGCUGGCGGUUGGACGACCAGGGAGUUCAAGCGCAUUCUGGAGGGGAUUAAGGAUUUGAACAUUGUGGGCGCCGACGUGGUGGAGGUGGCGCCGGAUUAUGAUACCAAUGCUGAAAUUACGUCGAUUGCGGCGGCCGAUAUCAUGAUCGACAUCAUCUCGGCCAUGGUGGAGAAGGGACCGUUGGGCGGUGCGAAGCUGGGAGUGAAGGAUGGUGGUGAGAAAGAUGAGUUGUGA
Molecule: messenger RNA, 1119 nt
Organism: Exophiala bonariae
Lineage: Eukaryota; Fungi; Ascomycota; Eurotiomycetes; Chaetothyriales; Herpotrichiellaceae
Exons: 4
Coding region: 1-1119 (372 amino acids)
Molecular function (GO): metal ion binding; agmatinase activity
Source: RefSeq, a predicted model, not a curated record